Messenger RNA from Exophiala aquamarina CBS 119918, 1269 nucleotides. RefSeq lists its product as uncharacterized. Gene Ontology annotation, cellular component: mitochondrion. Gene Ontology annotation, biological process: mitochondrial proton-transporting ATP synthase complex assembly; mitochondrial gene expression; mRNA stabilization. The transcript has a single exon. The record is from RefSeq and is a predicted model, not a curated record. The coding region runs from base 1 to 1269 and encodes 422 amino acids. NCBI's taxonomy places the organism in Eukaryota, Fungi, Ascomycota, Eurotiomycetes, Chaetothyriales, Herpotrichiellaceae.
AUGACAAUCGCGCUACGAAACUUACUUUGGAAGCGCCAGGGACUCUCAGUCUUUCCCCAACCAAAGAAUUAUGUGCAUCUUCCAUCAUUGUCUUCUGACCUUAUCAUUCUCCCAGCGUAUGCCAAGAUGCACCGCUCAAUGACAAGAUGUACGACCUGUCGGGUCUCAAUCCUCGAUGCGUUUACGUCGCUCGCCGGUGUCUCGAUACCGGCCGCCGUACGACGACAACUACUCGUGCAGCCGCAAGUGCAGCCGGUACGGCAUUUCAGCCAACUCAGGAUACUAAGGCAGUCGUCCUCUCCCCCGGUAUCUGAAACCUCAGAUACGCUCCAGUCACCACCAGCCGCUGAGCAAGUCGAGCCUCAAACCUCGAUUCCGUGGUAUCUCCAGAUCGAAGAACCUGCACCACCCAGCACGAACUUCUCCCCCCUCCUUUCCCGACAAGAGAUCCCACCAUUGCCAGAAAACCCACCUGUGAUCCUGGCCCCAGUCCUCGAAUACCUGUCUACCCAGGUCGGAUUAGACGAUCUCGUCUUGCUAGACCUCCGCCACCUCGAUCCCCCACCGGCUCUUGGUUCCAACUUGAUCAUGAUCAUUGGAACAGCACGAAGUGUGAAGCACCUGAAUGUCUCCGCCGACAGGCUCUGUCGCUGGGUCAGAAGGGAGUACCAACUGCGGCCGUUUGCGGAUGGAUUACUAGGCCGGAACGAGCUGAAGCUGAAGCUGCGGAGGAAAGCCAGGAGGCUCAAGUUGGCGCAGAGUGUCGGCAACACGACGGUGGAAAACGAGAGUGUUGAUGAUGGAAUCACAACUGGGUGGAUUUGUGUCAAUAUGGGCCAGGUUGACGUGGACCUCUCUAGUGGACAACAUGGUGUGAACACCCCAGCUGUUGUUGUUGACCAGGCAGAAGGAGAGGAGGAGGAAUAUCACAAUCCACCCGAGGAAGACACUUAUGUGGGAUUCGGAAGCCAGAGUAAAGCCCCUCGCAUCGUGGUGCAAAUGUUCACGGAUGAAAAACGGGCCGAUAUGGAUCUCGAGGGCCUCUGGGCAGGUCGAAACACACGACGAGAGCGACAGGCACAGCGCGCUGAUGCGGCUUUUGAACGUAACGUCGUCGAAGAUAAUGUCGAGUUCGAGUCUACUUCUUUUGAGGAGAAGCAGUCUGAACAACGAGUUGGGAGGAAGGAAGUCGAAAGCUCCUGGAAUGCGAGCAGGACUCUGGCAGAUCGCGGUGGAUGGAGGCCUUUCGACAACACAGGGAAUAGGUGA